This is a messenger RNA of Bufo bufo (common toad), 1421 nucleotides long. RefSeq names its product UDP-GlcNAc:betaGal beta-1,3-N-acetylglucosaminyltransferase 7 (gene B3GNT7). Gene Ontology annotation, molecular function: hexosyltransferase activity. The transcript has 2 exons. The coding region runs from base 57 to 1250 and encodes 397 amino acids. NCBI's taxonomy places the organism in Eukaryota, Metazoa, Chordata, Amphibia, Anura, Bufonidae. The record is from RefSeq and is a predicted model, not a curated record. Gene Ontology annotation, cellular component: membrane.
CUCUCCUCCGGGCUCCGUCGCUCACACACAGCGGAUUCUCAUCCCAGGCAGACAAGAUGUUACAGUGGAAAAAGAGAGUCUGCAAAAGCAUAUGCAUCUCCUUCUGCGUGGUAAUCAUGUUGACCAUCUUCCAGAGGGGGACAUCCCCAGGAUUUCUUUUCACUGAAAGCAGUGUGGAUUCUGAGGAUCUUCUUAGUGCUGAAAAAAGGGACACCUAUCCUGUCCCAAAUGGGUUUUGGGCAGCCAAAGCAGAGGCACCGGUGACCACAGCUUCUGUUAGGGAUACAUACCCUACUGAAUGGGAUGCUAAGUCUAUCAACUGCACUGCUAAUUGGAACCUUACCCAUCUGGGCUGGUUCAAGACGCUAGAACCUAACUAUAAGCAGUUUCUUCUGUACCGCCACUGUCGUUAUUUCCCCAUGAUUAUUAAUAACCCACAGAAAUGCAGUGGACAUAUUGAUCUUUUGAUUGUGGUUAAGUCAAUAAUAACUCAGCAUGACCGCAGGGAUGCAAUUCGUAAAACCUGGGGAAAGGAGAAAGAAGUUAAAGGCAAGAAAAUAAGAACCAUAUUUCUUUUAGGAACUGCUAUGAAAGAAGAGGAGAGAGCAAAUUACCAAAAACUGCUAGACUUUGAGAACCAGAUCUAUGGAGAUAUUCUACAGUGGGAUUUUCUAGAUUCCUUUUUUAACUUAACGCUAAAGGAAGUGCACUUUCUAAAGUGGACGACAACCUACUGUCAAGAUGUAAGCUAUAUCUUCAAAGGGGAUGAUGAUGUAUUUGUUAGCCCCAAUAAUAUUUUGGACUUUUUGGAGGGAAACAACACACCAGACCUCUUUGUAGGAGAUGUCCUCUAUAAAGCACGACCCAUCCGGAGGAAAGAAAAUAAAUACUACAUCCCAGAGUCCAUGUAUAGUAAAAACCUCUAUCCUCCAUAUGCAGGUGGCGGUGGAUUCAUCAUGGCAGGUUCUUUAGUUAAGAGAUUGCUCAAGGCUUCAGAAACCUUGGAUCUGUAUCCCAUCGAUGAUGUCUAUUUGGGCAUGUGUCUAGAAGUUAUUAAGGUCAAACCUAUUUUGCAUGAAGGGUUUAAAACGUUUGGCAUUGUAAGGAAUAAAAACAGCAAGAUGAACAAGGAGCCAUGCUUUUAUCGCAGUAUGCUUGUUGUGCACAAACUUCUGCCUGCCGAACUUCUACAAAUGUGGGAACUUGUGCAUAGUAACUUAACCUGUUCUCGGAAGCUCAACAUCCUUUAGUGGCUAGAAGGUGUCAGGAGAGAAGCCCUGAAAAAAAUAACUUAUUUUUGUAAUAACUGUUUUCCUGGCAGGUUUCUGGAGAAAACAUGAUAUAAAAGAUUUAUUUUCUUAGUUUGUGUAUAUAUGGGCAAUAGACUUUUGUGACCUUUUUCUUUAAAGAACUUAAAAAAA